This is a messenger RNA of Oncorhynchus kisutch (coho salmon), 4402 nucleotides long. RefSeq names its product isocitrate dehydrogenase [NADP] cytoplasmic-like. The transcript is spliced from 9 exons. Gene Ontology annotation, biological process: NADP+ metabolic process; isocitrate metabolic process. NCBI's taxonomy places the organism in Eukaryota, Metazoa, Chordata, Actinopteri, Salmoniformes, Salmonidae. Gene Ontology annotation, molecular function: magnesium ion binding; NAD binding; isocitrate dehydrogenase (NADP+) activity. Gene Ontology annotation, cellular component: cytosol; peroxisome; mitochondrion. The record is from RefSeq and is a predicted model, not a curated record. Bases 107 to 1393 code for a protein of 428 amino acids.
CUGUAGCAACAUCGACCUGAUCAAAGCAUUGAACGCGUCUGUCAUUCAUUGUAGGCAUACGUUCUUUGAGGCAGACGAAGCUCCCUAUACUUCGUAUAACGAAGACAUGCUCGGUGCGCCAGAUCGACUACGGUUUGGAGGUUUCAGGAUGUCCCAGAAGAUCAAGGCAGGGUCGGUGGUGGAGAUGCAGGGGGAUGAGAUGACCAGAGUCAUCUGGGAGCUCAUUAAGGAGAAGCUCAUCUUCCCCUACCUGGAGAUGGACCUGCACAGCUACGACCUGGGCAUGGAGAACCGCGAUGCCACGGACGACAAGGUGACGGUUGAGGCGGCGGAGGCGACGCGGCGCUACAACGUGGGCAUUAAGUGUGCCACCAUCACGCCGGAUGAAAACCGGGUGGAGGAGUUCAAGCUGAAGCAGAUGUGGCGCUCGCCCAACGGGACCAUCCGUAACAUCCUGGGAGGCACCGUGUUCAGGGAGGCCAUCAUCUGUAAGAACAUCCCCCGCCUGGUGCCCGGCUGGGUCAAACCCAUCAUCAUCGGCAGGCAUGCCCACGGAGACCAGUACAAGGCCACAGACUUUGUGGUACCUGGACCUGGGAGACUGGAGAUGAAAUUCACACCCAAGAUUGGGGAGCCAAUGAACUUUGUCGUCCAUGACUUUGAAGGUUCAGGUGGUGUGGCUCUGGGGAUGUACAACACAGACAGCUCCAUCAGGGACUUUGCCCACAGCUCCUUCCAGAUGGGGCUGCAAAAAGCCUGGCCUCUGUACCUCAGCACCAAGAACACCAUCCUCAAGAAGUACGACGGACGCUUCAAAGAUAUCUUCCAGGAGAUCUAUGAAAAGCAGUACCGCUCUAAGUUUGAGCAGAAGGGGAUCUGGUAUGAGCAUCGUCUGAUUGAUGACAUGGUGGCUCAGGCCAUGAAGUCUGAUGGAGGAUUCAUCUGGGCCUGCAAGAACUACGACGGAGACGUCCAGUCUGACUCUGUAGCCCAAGGUUAUGGGUCCCUUGGCAUGAUGACCAGUGUGCUCAUCUGUCCUGACGGUCGUACGGUCGAGUCGGAGGCAGCCCACGGCACGGUAACGCGCCACUACAGACAGCACCAGCAGGGCAAGGAGACAUCCACCAACCCCAUCGCGUCCAUCUUUGCUUGGUCGCGGGGGCUGCUGCACCGGGCGAAGCUGGAUGACAACGCAGAGCUGCGUGUGUUUGCUGAGGCCCUGGAGGUCGUCUGCGUGGAGACCAUCGAGGCUGGCUUCAUGACCAAGGAUCUGGCUAUCUGUAUCAAAGGCAUGGCGGGUACCAAACGCUCAGACUACCUGAACACCUUUGAGUUCCUGGAUAAACUGUCAGAGAACCUGAAGACCAAGAUGUCCAACCAACCCAAACUGUGAUCACCUCAUCUCCCAAAUUUAAACACGAUUGACAGCAGGGACUAUGGGCCCCGGCCAACACUGAACCAAUGACGGGGGACUGUCUGCCCAGAACGCAACCAGAGCUUCUAGAAGACCUAGGACCCUUGAGACUUAAUCAUUCCCUCCACAAGCAGUCUGUCUGCUUCAAGGAGGUGUCUUGUCCAGGGGGGGGGGGGGGGGAUGUCCUCCCAAAACUAAUGAAUCAUUCCUAUCUAAACUACUUGCCAUUGCUGUCCCACUCUCCCCAUGCUUGCUGUUGCUUGGCAAUAUGAAUAUUCAUGUGGACUCAUUAAACUCAACUUGCCUCUUAUUCUGGACUGUUUCAAUGUUACCCAACAAUACAGACCAACUCCUUCUGCAUCAUAAAAGCUGUUGACCCCCUACAACUCUAAUGCCAUCUGCUCUGCCUCUUGACCACGCCCCCAUCUCACCUGAUGAACUAGCUGCCCAAGUCAACACUGCUCUGUCUCCCUCAAUCUCCCCCCCCCCCCCCCCCCCCCCAAACUAAACCCGUGUCCCAAACUCCCCCCCCCUCCCCCUGGUUGACCCCUGAGGUCCAUGCCCUGAAGCAAGCUGUCCUCUUGCUUCAAUAAGAACUCCUGGACUCUGUUCUCCACUGUCAGCAAACUACUUCAGCCUCGUGACGAUGCCUUCUCUACUCCCUCCACUGAACUCUGCAACUCCUUCCGCCAGCUAUUUUCAAGGAAAAGCUCACAAAUACACUUCACUGACUGAUCAAUCUCUCUCAUCCGCCCCUCCCCCGUCAACCUCAACUGUCACCCCUGAAAUUCGUCUCUACAAAUUUGCACUCAUUGACUCUCCCUAUAUCUCAAAAUUCAUGUCAUCAACACCACAACUUACUCAUCACAGCUCUGUUCUCAUUAAAGCCUGCCUGCUCUCUGUCCAUCUUUGGAUCCUCUCCCUACUGUUCUCAUUAAAGCCUGCCUGCCUGCCCUCUGUCCAUAUAUCACACACCAUCAACCUCUCCCUUGCCCACGGAUCUCACCCCUCCAACUACAGAACAGCUGCAGGCACCCCCCCCCAUCUUAAAAAUGCCAGGAACGGACACCACCAUCUUUCUGCACAAUUUCCAACCUUCCUUUCCAAGACUCUGUUCCAGACUGUUGCCUCCCAAUUCAAACCCACCUGCUAGUCAACAACUAAUUCAAGCCCCUCCAGUCUGGUUUCCACCACAGUGCUGAAACUGCACUCAAAGUUGUGAAUGAUCUCAUCUCUGCUGAUGCUGGUGCCCUUAACAUCCUGAUUCUCCUUGACCGGAGUGCCGCUUUUAGCACUGAGUCAUCAGAUUGAGGGUACAGCACUUUCCUGGCUACAAUCGUACCUCAUAAACCGGACCCACUACAUCUCCCUCAAUGGCCAUACCUCAGACGCCACUGCAGUCACACAUGGUGUCCCCCAAGGUACUGUGCUGGGUCCCUUACUCUUCAUCUUCCUUGGUCAGGUGACACCCAGAUCACCUCGGCACCAAAUCCCUAUUCGACCCACCUUGAAUUUCCUUUCUCGGCAAUAAAAACAUGGCUACAACAACACUUCCUCAAGUUAAACAUUUAUAAAACGGAACUUCUACUCAUAGGCACCAAAUCCAUCUUCACCAAAGCUGGUAAUCUUGCGAUUGACACCACUGUCUCCCCCCACACACACACAACCUUGGCUUCACCCUCUCCUUUGACCAUCACAUAAGACGGACGGACUGGCAAAUUGUCAUUCUUCCACCUCCGCAACAUUGCCAAAGCCAGGUCCACCUGUCCUGCCGUUGAAACACUCAUUCAUCUCCUGUCUUGACUACUGCAACUCACUACUCUCUAGCGUCAACUCAAGCUCCCUCCAUAAGCUCCAAAUGGUUCAUAACUCUGCAGCCCGACCCCCUCACCCACACUAAGUACUGGUAGCACAUCUCCUCUGAACUUCACUAGCUCCCUGCCUCUCAAUGCAUUGAUUACAAGCUCUUCUUUCUGACCUACAAAGCCCUUCAACACCUUGCCCCCCCCCCCCCCCCACCUGACAUUCUUGUCCCCUACCAACCCACAUGCCCCUUACAUUAAACCAGGUUCGUAUCCUAAACCCUCCCCUCCCCAUACACUGAUACAUCUCUCUUAUUUCAGCCCACCCUGCUCUUUAUUCAUGUUUUUGUAAACUUUUUUUAUUUGUACAAUUGUUUAGAGACUUUGGUCCUUGAAAAGCGCUUAUUAAUCCCAUGUUGAUUUACUAUAUGUAGGGUUCAGAUGUAGGGUGAGUUUAUUUGUAUUUUUACAGGGACAGUGCACAUUAAUCAACGUUUCAGUAAAAGUGCUGGUUUUAGCCAGCCGACUAAUUUUCAACCGCAGUCCCUGGGCAGGUUGUUGAUGUGAGGCCCUCUUCUCCAUUGAUGACCACUAUGGUCUAGCCAUAUCUUUUGGUAACACUCAGCCAAUCUAAGUGGCCUGAAUCCUAAUUUGAGAUCCACAAGCAUAACUUUUUAAGCAAUCGCCUAGUGAAAUAUGUGUUUAUAAUUCUGCCAAGUAUGCCUGUUUUUAAUGAAUGAUGGACACAGAAAUAACCAGUCAAGUCUGGUGGUUGUAUUUUUAUUUUGUGUGUGUGUUGUCGGUCAGUGAGCAGUGAUCGCCAGUCCUGCCUGAGGGUGAUCUUACCCUUCUGUUGCCUUGUCUUAUGUAAAGUGAGUUCAGUCUGUCACACCAUUUAAUAUAUAUAUAUAUAUUAUGCCGUGACAACUACUGUAGCCUGUUUAGAUUUUGACUGUCUUGACUUGGUGUCAUUGAUUCACAAAGCUAUACUAACGUCACUCACUCCUUGUUUGUGGUUAUGGAAGAGGUCGUAAGCUAUUAAAAACACACUUAACACCUUACCCACUCAUACAGAAACGAGUGUCCAAGUCCUCUGCCAGUAAGCACACACAACCAGGGGAUGCAGGUUUGUACUCCACAGUGUGGUCAAAAUAUCAACUCAAUAAAUGGGCUUUGGAGAAAAUUG